UGUUUUCUUACUCUGGGUGUUGGGAUGCAUUUCACUAUUCAAGCAGCAUCCCUGUCGGAUUAAACCUGGACCCGCCGUGUAAAUUGGACCAUUAAUAGCUUGGACAUGUUUGGCCCGGGGCAGCUGGUCUCGACGCUCCUGCCUGCAGUUUUCCACUCACCCGCAGCUCACUUUUUCCCCGCGUUCCCAACGAGACUGGGAUCCCAGCCUCAAAUUCUCAUCCCGGGGCCUUUCAUCAGCUACGAGUCCUUGAGGAGUUAUCUGCAGCCGGAGCCAUGCAAGGAGGCUCUGCUGCUGGCCACACAGGGGGUCGGGAUGGGGCUGCUCGCCGAUGGCAUAGAUGAACAGAGGCCAGUGAAGCAGCGUCGCGCACGCGCCAACUACAGCAGCUGGCAGCUGGAGGAGCUGGAGAAGGCCUUCGAGGGCACGCACUACCCCGACAUCUUCAUGAGGGAAGCCCUGGCCCUCAGACUGGACCUCAUCGAGGCCAGAGUGCAGGUCUGGUUUCAGAACCGUCGUGCUAAGAUGCGGCGUCAGCUGAAACUCCAGAGUCAGCUCAUCGCAGGGCCGUAUGUGAAAAAAGACACUGACCAAACAUCGGAGAGCGCAAGCAGGAGCCUCAAGCAGCAGUCGGAGGGUUCCGACAGGGAGCACUCGGAGAGACGGCAGGAAGGAGACAAUUACCCAUGGACAAAGGCCGCGAGCGUCGCGCUGAGCGUACGUAAGCAGCCCGUGACCCAGGGGUCGGGGAAGUGGGAGAGGCCGGAGGGGCCGAGCUCAGAGGAGCUCCGCUCCUGCAGCAUCGCCAAGCUGAGGGCCAAAGCCAGAGAGCACGAGGCCGAGAUCCACAGCACUGUAAACACGUCGGGGGCUGACACACAGUUACAAACACAGGAAGCUGAUGCCACGCACAGUGAUUGAUUUUUUUUUUUCCUCCGUCCUGUUUGUACAGACAGUCGUAACAAAAAGAAAAACAGAGGACAAUGUAGACUCUCAGUACGCCGGAACAUUCCCUUUUAUAUCCUGUAUGUAGCUGAA
Molecule: messenger RNA, 1038 nt
Organism: Solea senegalensis (Senegalese sole)
Lineage: Eukaryota; Metazoa; Chordata; Actinopteri; Pleuronectiformes; Soleidae
Product: visual system homeobox 2
Exons: 3
Coding region: 106-921 (271 amino acids)
Biological process (GO): regulation of transcription by RNA polymerase II
Molecular function (GO): DNA-binding transcription factor activity, RNA polymerase II-specific; RNA polymerase II transcription regulatory region sequence-specific DNA binding
Source: RefSeq, a predicted model, not a curated record